GGGGUGCGGCUGCGUUCGAAAUUCGAUUAGUGUGAAGUGGAGGGGGCUUUGUGACAAGCGAUAGAGAAAUGAGCUUCGCUGUUCGAGAAAACAGCAGAGCCCGGCCGAAUUCGUUGGGCAGCCUGCGGAGAUGCAGUAGAGGCCGCCAGGCGCAGAUGGAAUGAGCGACCGGGCUCUGCUCCGCCGCUAGCCUGCCGCCGCACCGCGCCGUCGAUCGCCGCGCCAUGAACGGUCCCCGCGGCUACCCCCUUUCUCCACCGGCACCUUACCCCCGUAUGGUGAGCGCCGAGAUUUGAGCUGCCGUCUCUCCUUCGCAUCGGCGUGAUCCAAUGAUAGCACCAAGAGCGCACCUUCCCCUCUCCCUGACGGCGUCGUCCUCCCCGCACGGCGGCGCGCGCACCCGCACCAAGAAGAGGAAGAAACCAUGUCCCCCAACCUGGACAGCGCCAUCAAGAGCCAGGUGCCGGCGCUGCUCCUGAGGCGUCUCUUCGGCGCGUCCCGGCGGGACGAGGCCAAGCAGCUCCAGCGGACCCCGGCGCCGGUGGGGAGGCGGCGGGUGUUUGUGCAGACGGAGACCGGCUGCGUGCUCGGCAUGGACCUGGACCGCGGGGACAACGCGCACACCGUCAAGCGCCGGCUGCAGCUCGCGCUCAACAUGCCCACCGGCGGGACCUCGCUCACCUUCGGCGAUCGCCUCCUGGAGAACGACCUGUCCUUCAUACGCCCGGACUCGCCGCUGCUGCUCACCCGGAACAGCAUCAACCGGAGCUGCUCCACCCCGUGCCUCUGCCCCGUCUCCAAGGACUUCGAGCACAAGGACUGCAGCGGACUGGUUGAGAUGCUCGGCUGUUCCAGCAGCUGUGCCCGGGUGAAGCGCCUCGUGGACGACGUGGUGACUGCCAUCAGGAGCGGCGUGGAUCCGGUCCCCAUUAGCAGCGGCCUUGGUGGCUCGUACUACUUCAGGAACGUCUUGGGCGACAGGGUUGCUAUUGUGAAGCCGACGGACGAGGAGCCCUUUGCGCCAAACAAUCCCAAGGGGUUCGUCGGGAGGGCGCUCGGUCAGCCGGGCCUCAAGAGAUCUGUGCGAGUGGGAGAGACGGGGUUUAGGGAGGUUGCGGCGUUCCUGUUGGACCAUGACAACUUCGCCAACGUUCCUGCCACGGCUCUGGUGAAGAUAACACACUCCAUUUUCAACAUAAACUGCCCGGUAAAUGGAGGAAACCUGGCACCGGCUCAUGACCAGCAACAGCAAGUUAACAGCAAGAUUGCUUCGUUCCAGCAGUUCAUAGCCCAUGACUUCGACGCCAGCGACCAUGGCACGUCAAGCUUCCCUGUCGCUGCUGUUCAUAGGAUCGGCAUACUAGAUAUCCGGAUUUUCAACACUGACAGGCACGCCGGCAAUGUGCUGGUGAGGAAGCUUAACGGUGGCACAGGCCGCUUUGGUUGCCAGACAGAGCUGUUCCCAAUUGAUCAUGGCAUGUGCUUGCCGGAGAACUUGGAGGACCCUUACUUCGAGUGGAUCCAUUGGGCUCAGGCUUCUAUUCCGUUCUCUGAGGAAGAGCUCGAGUACAUCAGAAAUCUUGAUCCAAGGAAAGAUGUGCAGAUGCUGCGCCGGGAACUUCCGAUGAUACGUGAGGCCUGCCUACAUGUACUGGCCCUGUGCACAAUCUUCCUUAAGGAGGCUGCAGCUUUCGGACUCUGCUUGGCCGAGAUAGGCGAGAUGAUGACCAGGGAGUUCAGAGGGAUGGAGGAGGAACCAAGCCAGCUGGAGGUUAUGUGUAUGGAGGCCAGGAAGAGAGUAGCAGAGUGGGAGCCCUUCUCUGCCACGGCUGAACAUGGAGAAGAUACCGAUUUCCAGUUCUCGGUGGAUAUGCUAGGAGAAUACAGUGAUGUAGUGCGAUCACCGAGGUUCAAUGGCUCAGGUUCCAAGGUGUCCAGUUUCAGAAGCCCUUUGUCUAAGCUCGUCGAGAGUGUCGACGAGGGCAGUGAUGGCCAUGAAGAUCAAAACGAGUCUGAUCGAGUCUUGUAUGCUGGAUGGAAUACAUCCAGCGUUCCUAGCAAAGCUAUGGGCCAUAGUGGCAAUGCCUCAAAAAGUGCAAUGAACAGGAGUGCCGAUGAACAACUUCCAUCAAGUAUGUGUUUUGUCAGGCUGUCGGAUAUGAGUGCAGAUGAGUGGGAUGUAUUCCUCGAAAAAUUCCAGGAGCUGCUGAAAGAGGCACUGCACGAGAGCGCAAGGGCAGCAGUAGGUCAAAGGAUGAAGCAGCGGCUGGGCACUUCAUGCAAGUUUUGAGCAGGGCAAUAGCGCAUCAGAGAAGAAAAAAAUGCAGUGCUACUUGUACUGCUUGCUUAUGGAGUGAGUACAGGAUGAAGAUAUCAUCGUAUGUGGCACCUUCAACCUUGUGCAACGAUCUAGGUUGCAGCAGCCAUGUCCAGCAGGUAGAUAGGACCACAAGCAUAUGUAGUGACGGUGUGGAGAACUGCUACGCGUGUUUAUUAGCUAUAUGUUUACGAAGGGGAAUGCUUAAUAAUAAAUGUUUGUCAGCCUGUGUAUAUUGGCUUGAUGUUAGAUACUCCAGCUUUAGCAUGCAAUUUCUUAGUCGCUGAAAAUUCUUUGUAGCUUGUGAUGUGACCUGUGAGCAGUGUAAACGUUGCACCUUUGAUGGAAAAAUAAUGCUUACCUGUUGUUGAAUA
Messenger RNA from Zea mays, 2691 nucleotides. RefSeq names its product phosphatidylinositol 3- and 4-kinase family protein. The coding region runs from base 425 to 2290 and encodes 621 amino acids. The record is from RefSeq and is a predicted model, not a curated record. Lineage: Eukaryota; Viridiplantae; Streptophyta; Magnoliopsida; Poales; Poaceae. The transcript is spliced from 2 exons.